AUGGCUUCUGCUUCUAGCGAGCAGAACUUCUCCACAGGUGCUUUGGAAACGGAGCAACUGAAAAUGGACCACAGAGUGACCGCGCAGUCGCCCCCCUCCGACAAUGAUAGCGGCGAACGCCCCGUGCGACAGCAGCUCAAGGAGACUAACCUCGAUGCUGUUGGUGGAAACAACGAUUCUGCACGUGCAAACCGAAAGCGCUACCUCGACAACACAGAUGGUGCAAACGACACACCCCCAGCCAAGCGAUCCCGAGAGUGUACUCCGAACACCGCUGACAGUGAAGACAACUCCAAUCACGCCGAAUUACCCAAGGAUGCCACUACCCAAGAUGUGAGUGACGAUGUGCUGGCCACAUCAUCCGCGAACAUUGCGGUUCGCAAUACACCCUUGUCCCACAACCCGAUCAUGAGCCUCAUCACCGAGACCAAGAUCCAAUUUCCCUUGGAGCUUGAGAUCAAGGUCUCAUUUGGCGGAUCCGAGCAAGUUAGCCAUUUGACCAUUCCUGUUGAGGUUGGUAUCAAGGUGACAACUGGAGCGGUCACCUUGGCUUCCUCGACUUCGAGAUCCGCUGAAGGCGAAUCCUCCGAAAUCCGUGACACCAUUCCUUCUGCAAAGCCUAUUCCUUCAUCUGGAAGCCCUUUCCCUGGACACCCUGCCCCUGGACACCCUUCCCCCGGACACCCUGCCCCCGGACACCCUUCCCCCGGACAACCUUCCCCCGGACACCCUUCCCCCGGACACCCUUCCCCUGGGUCGCCCUCUAUUGUGCACCCUUCUCUCGAGAACCCUUCCCACCCUUCAUCUGAAUCCUACAUACAUGAUGAUUCUCCAUCUCACACAACUCAAAACCCCGAGUCAAUUGGAGAUGAAGACUCUCUGCCUGACUACUCUUCUCCCUCGCCCUCUCUACCUGACUACCGUUCACCCUCACCCUCUCCCUCUCCGCGUCCUGUCCCAUACAGUCCAACGCACCCCUAUUACCCUAGACCCACGCUUGGACUUCCUGAUUCUAACCACUCUCAAUUCCCACAGAAUCUUGAAUCGACCGCCGGCGGAAACGAGGAUGAUUCUUCACAAACCCUCAAGAAGAAACGGAGCCGAGAACAACUUGAAGAUGACGUCUCACAGAAUUCCCACGCUGCGACUGACCCCACGCCUGGCUUGACUGAGACAACUUCAUCAGACGAAAAAUCCAUCACCGAAGGACAACCCGAGAAGAAGAGACCUCGUGACAAUUCGGAGGAGCGCAAGGCCAAGGUGGACCAGACUUUCACUACGAGUGCAUUCGGAAAGGCUGCUACCUCACCUUCACCCUUUGCAAUGCCUGCAAAUAAACCAUCUGAUGCUUCAACCGGUCCUGCCUCAACUGCUGGUUUCGGUGCCCUCGGAUCCGGCUUCUCUGCAUUUGGCAGCGCUUUCCCUGCUCCCUCUGGUAAACUCACCAGUUUCGCAUCUCCCAAUGCCCCCGCCGCUUUCCCUGGGACAGCUGGUAAAUUGACCAGUUUCGCAUCUGCAAACGCCCCUGCCAGUUUCUCUGGAACAGCUGGUAAUCUCACCAGUUUCGCAUCGGCAAACGCUCCCGUCGGUUUUCUUGGAACGGCUGGUAAACUCACCAGUUUCGCGUCUCCUAAUGCCCCCGUUUCUUUUGGCGAGCCCAGUGAAAAGACCCUCGGUGCAAAACAACCCGACAAGGAAGAAAGUGACAAGGAACCAGCGGGCGGACCCGAUGACACCUUUGUCGCCGAGAAGACCGACGAGCGAUUCCACGCACAAACUGUUGAAACCGGCGAAGAAAAUGAGACCACCGAGUUUACAGCCAAGGGCAAGCUGUACUACUUUGAUGACAAGAAAUGGAAGGAGCGUGGUACCGGCACCUUCAAGGUUAACCUCAAGACGGAGCCCGAUGGAAAGAAAUCCGGCCGCGUUAUCAUGCGCGCCGAUGGUGCCUUGCGUGUUAUGAUGAACAGUGCAAUUUGGAAGACCAUGCCUUUUGGUGAUAUCAAGGGUUUUCGCCCAUCCACUCGGGAUAUCUAUCUCGCCAGCAAUGAAGAUGACAAGGUUGUGAGCCAUCUUCUCCGGCUCGGUAAUGAGAAGCAGGCCGGUGAGCUUUUCGAUGUACUGAAGGAUGUCAUUGAGGAGAUUUGA
Messenger RNA from Penicillium roqueforti, 2148 nucleotides. RefSeq lists its product as uncharacterized. Gene Ontology annotation, biological process: intracellular transport. Gene Ontology annotation, molecular function: GTPase activator activity. The transcript has 6 exons. NCBI's taxonomy places the organism in Eukaryota, Fungi, Ascomycota, Eurotiomycetes, Eurotiales, Aspergillaceae. The coding region runs from base 1 to 2148 and encodes 715 amino acids. Gene Ontology annotation, cellular component: cytoplasm; nuclear pore. The record is from RefSeq and is a predicted model, not a curated record.